AUGGGCAGCGAUCAGAACAAUGCUGAGUCUUUUCCAGUGAAGGAAGAUGUUGCACCUCCAGCAACGAAUGAUCUAAAGAAGGAAGAUGUUGCAUCUCCAGCGACGAAUGGUCAAAAGAAGGAAGAUGUUGCAUCUCCAGCGACGAAUGGUCAAAAGAAGGAAGAUGUUGCAGCUCCAGCGAAGAAUGGCCAUAAGAAGAAAGGUGCCGCACCGGAAUCACAUCCCAUCGAAAACAUAGUCUUGCUUGGGCGUACUGGGAACGGAAAAAGCGCUACGGGGAACAGCAUCGCCAGACAAAAGGUGUUCCUCGCGAAAGCACAGGCAUCAGGUGUAACAACGGAAUGCCAGACAUUUCGAGCUGUGACACCGGAAGGCCCAAUACUCAAUAUAAUAGACACUCCUGGUCUAUUUGAUAUGUCGGUGGAAGCCGAAGUUAUAAGCAGAGAAAUUGUUAGAUGCCUAACUCUAGCGGAAGGAGGGAUACAUGCUGCAGUCUUAGUUUUGUCAGCUAGGACUCGGUUUUCAAAAGAGGAAGAAAUGGUACUUAGUACCUUGCAGGUUCUUUUCGGGAGCAAGAUUGUUGAUUAUCUCAUCAUCAUUUUCUCUUCGGGGGAUGUGCUAGAGGACGAUGGUGUGACACUGGACGAAUAUUUGGAAGAUUGUCCCGAUUACCUAGCGAGAGUUCUGAUAUUGUGCGGCCAACGAAUGACCCUGUUCGAUAACAGAACCAAGGAUCCUGUCAAGCAGACAAAACAAGUCCACGAGCUUCUCAACCUGAUCGACCUGGUCAGAAAGCAGAACAAUUAUAGACCCUAUACCGAUGAGAUGUACCAUAAGAUAAAGGAAGAGAAUGAUAGACACAAGAGAGAACAAGAGGCGCUUGAAGCAAAAGGGCAUUCCGAAGAAGAAAUCAAAGCUUUAAGGAAGCAGUUAGAGAUAACGAAAGAAGAGAACUUCAAGGCAAUGACAGAGAUGAUGGAGAAACAAAUCAAAAUGGCUGCAGAAGCACAGGAGAAGCUCUCUGAGAUCAAAGAGAAAGCCGAGCACAAGAUCUAUGCGCAAAGAGAUAGAUCGCAGGAGCUGAGAAACCGUGAAAAAAAGGAAAUGCAGGAAUAUUUAAAUAAGAUGAACGACCAAAUGCGUAAGAAUAUGUCAGAGAUGAUGAGGAAGGAGGACGCUGGGUGCAACAUUCUGUAACCAACCACCCUGCGCUUUCAAUUUUCUUUUUUCAGUUUCUUUUUCAUUUCAGUUAUUUCCCUAAGUGGAUUGGGAUAUUCGUUGCCCUAAUCCUUGUUUGUUUUGCUUCUUGUUUGAAUCAUAACUAUCUGCUUAAUUAUGUGCUUU
This is a messenger RNA of Eruca vesicaria subsp. sativa (arugula), 1344 nucleotides long. The record is from the annotation of a GenBank genome assembly. Lineage: Eukaryota; Viridiplantae; Streptophyta; Magnoliopsida; Brassicales; Brassicaceae.